AUGGGCUUCUAUUUUGGUAGGGCUUCUAAAUGUCUCCCCCCACCCCCCCAAUUUGGUGGCCCUCUAUUUGGGCCGCCAACAGUGGGCCCCACUAUUUUUUUCUUUCUUUCCUCCGUCCCCGACCUGUGCUGCACCUCCUUCCCCGACCUCGCGGCGCCCGAUCCCGCCGCCGCCGCCACCACCGCCACGCCACCGACUGCUCUAGCUGCCGCCGCCGGCCUGCCCGCCACCGCUCCGCCUCCUCCCCGGAUCCGCCGCUGGCGCCUGCUUCUUGCCGGCCGCGGGCGCGGAGAGGUGGCUGUGGUGCGCGUCCUCCCCUCCGCCUUUGCGCCGCCAGAGACCCACCUCCACCACAUAAUCCCGACGCCCUCGAGCACCUUGUUGGAAGAAGCCGCCUCCUUCGGCACGCCGGCUGCUCCAGCGCCCGCGGCCAUGGAGGCGCCAGAGGCAGUAGUAGCAGCAGCAGCAACCCCGGCGGCCCCUGAUCUGGCGCACGCGGGCAUGGCGUUCGAGGACAAGCCGGCGGUGCGAGCAAGCAGGCUGGCGCGCGCACCGAGGCUGAGCAGGUCGGAGAAGAUGGAAUGGAAGGUGGAAGGGGAGGGGGCGCUGCCCCAGCGAGCAAGGGGAGAGGGGGAGGGUGGCGGGAAUGGGUGGUAG
Panicum virgatum (switchgrass) is the source of this 657-nucleotide messenger RNA. Its product is annotated as testis-specific gene A8 protein-like. The record is from RefSeq and is a predicted model, not a curated record. NCBI's taxonomy places the organism in Eukaryota, Viridiplantae, Streptophyta, Magnoliopsida, Poales, Poaceae. The transcript has 2 exons. The coding region runs from base 1 to 657 and encodes 218 amino acids.